UGUUAAUGUGCACGGUCCUGUAAUCAAUUUUGACCCAUUCCCUCACGUGCUCUUAGACAGCAAAGAAUAUAUUUGUUUCCGCUCUUAUUAAUCGGUCCCAAAAUAUGCACCUUCCUGUCAAUAUUGCAGUGUAUAAUUUGACUCAAGUUGGAGUUCAAAGAUUGUUUGGGGGCAACAGAUGUGUCGAAACCCUCAGGAUAAAGAGCGUCUGCAUGUACUUAUGUGUUGAAGGGAAUGUGGGCGUGUGUUUUUCCAAGGGCAGAGCUGAUGUAGUGUCUCUUUAAGAAGGUUCUGCGUCUCAGCUGAUGAAGCGUGGGUCGUGUUGUGACAGACACUUUGGCAGGCAAAACACUCACCGGCUGAGACAAAGCAUGUGGAGUAGAAAGAACCGAUUACUGAUCCUCCUGCUUCUUUCGACGGCCUUCACGGUCGAUCUGCUCUUCAAUAUCCUACCCAAGUUGCAGCAGCGGCGGCGGCUCAGCCGCAGCCAGUGUCCGUGCGCCGGGCUGCGGGGCACAAGCCUAAGCCCGGCCAACAGCAGCAGCGGAGCCCGGGCACGUUGGCAGCUCAGCCCAACUCACUCCAAACUCCGCCAACUCUUCUCGCACCCCUUAUACCGUGUGCAGUCCCUGAGCCGGGGGCUAAGCGACUCACUCUUGGAAAGAUUCGCCGCCGUCAAGUUCUACGAGCGCAAAGCUAAACGGGCGAACAGGAAGAGAGUGCGAACUGGGAACAUCACUGGUGCAUGGUACAGCCCUCAGGUUUACCUCACUUCCAACUGGCUAAAGUUCCACUUGGCAAUCGAUCGGUAUGCACUGUACCCCCGAGGCGAGCCCUUUCUGGAUCUUCUGCUUGAAGACUUGGCCAUUCUUGGUAUUAGUGAAGUUGAUUUUACAUAUGAUAGAAAGGCUCUGAAGGGAAGAUGCAACUGUAAAGAAGUCGUGAAGCCAAGUGGAGUCCAUCUGAAAGUACUCUUAAAAUUUCAGAACUUUGGGAAGGCAAUCUUCAAACCUAUGAGACAGAAGCGAGAAGAGGAGACUCCCGGAGAUGUUUUUUAUUUUGUGGACAUCGAAAGGCAUAAUGCUGAAAUAGCCGCAUUUCAUCUGGACAGGAUUCUCGAUUUCCGCCGAGUUCCCCCGGUGGCUGGUAGAAGGGUUCAUCUAAGUAAAGAAAUUCAAGACCCGACACAAAAUGAAGAUUUGAAAGGGAGUUUUUUCACCUCGCCAGAGAACAACGUAUGUUUCUAUUCAAAAUGCCUCUACUCCUGUAAGACGGAGUAUGCAGUUUGCGGGAGACCACACCAGCUGGAAGGGUCUGUAUCUGCCUUCCUGCCUGACCUGCACAUUGCCCAGCGAGAGCUCAUCAAAAACCCUUGGAGCAGGUCCUACACAUUUGCAGAUAAAGCAGAGUGGGAAACCAAUCCAAACUAUUGUGUACAGAUCAAAAAAACUCCUCCAUACAAUACUGGAAGUAGGUUGCUGAACGUCAUCGAUAUGGCUAUUUUUGAUUUUUUAACAGGGAAUAUGGAUCGACAUCACUUUGAGGUCUUCACAAAGUUUGGAAAGGAUGGCUAUAUCAUUCACUUCGACAAUGCCAGAGGGUUUGGGAAACACUCGCAUGAUGAACUCUCCAUCCUUGCACCCCUGACCCAGUGUUGCAGAAUAAAAAAAUCAACCCUCCUGCGUCUGGAGCUUCUGUCACAGCCGGGCUAUCAACUGAGUGACGUCAUGCGGGAAUCCCUACUUUUCGAUUCCCUCAGUCCAGUUUUAACAGAACCUCACCUCCUUGCACUGGACAGGCGCCUGCAGAUAAUACUGAAGGCAGUUCGUGAAUGCGUGCGCCAGCAUGGGGGUGCCGACGUAGUCAUGGACGAUGUGGGAGAUGAGUUUGAUGGCAUGGACUUCAACAGCAGCGUGCUGACCAGCUAACAGGCCACUGGUGUCGAGCAAAGGGAGUGUCGAGGCAAGGACUGCAGCUCGAGUGAGGUAGAAUACUCCUCAUGUUUAAAAGACACACUCUCUAUUGAUGUAGACGCAAGACACUGUAGAUGCUGGAAUUUGAAGGAUCAAACAAGAUCCAGGAAAGAGUCAACGAAUCAGGCAGCAUCGGUGGGAGGAAAUGGGCAGACAAUAUUUUAGAUUGAACCUCUUCAUCCAGUGUGCACUGGAUGAAAAUGUCUUGACCCGAAAAGUCAACUGUCCCCUUCCUUCCCAACCGGCUGAGUUCCUCCAGUACCUUGUUUGCUGCUCCUCGAUAAUGUGUUAAUUCUUGUAUUAAAUUCUUGUGCCAUUUUCAGCUUGUUCUGAAGCUGUGCCAAUGGCGACUGACUCAUCUCAAUAGGUUGCCCCCGCCAAUUUCAGAGCUUGCAGCAUAAGCUGCUGAGUUCAUCUGGCACUCCCAGGGUUUUGUUCAACCGGUUCAUUGCUUACCAAGGCCUAUAGGUGGAGCACCUGAUCACGGGUUUGAGUAUUUCACUCAGCUGGGUGAAUAAACCACACUGCCUGUUUUGCCGGAGGGGCAGAGAUGUCCUUAGUCCUUGAAAUUGGUAAGUAAAGGCUGCAACCCCACCCACAGCAUCUGGUAUAAUUACAUCCAUGGGGCUGUGACCUCAACAGGAACAAAUCCUUAAAGUGGAGCUGGGCACGAUAAGUUCUCAAAUGUCAUUUUGCUUUGCCCAGGUGAAAACUCAUUGGAAACUCCCGUCUUUGUGAUCGGAAGGGUUGGUCUGAGCUUAAGAACUGACUUAGGGUGAGGUUUGAUCCACCCAUUGCAAAUGCUGGAAAUCAGAAAUGAUAGUAGAGAAUGCUAGGGGGGAGAAAACAGUUCACAUGACGUCUAUGGAGAGAGAGAUUUAAUGUUGCUGAUGGAUGAUCUUUUUAUCAGAAGUAAUGAAAAGUCAUUGACCUGAAUCGGAGACACAAGAGGCUUCAGAUGCUGAAAUCUAGAGAUCAAAAAAAAAACAACCUGCUUUAGGAGCAACACACCCAAAAUGCCGGAGGAACUCAGCAGGCCAGACAGCAUCUGUGGAAAAGAGUACAGUCAACGUUUCGGGCCAAAACCCUUCGGCAGGCCUGCUGAGUUCCUCCAGCAUUUUGUGUGUGUUGCAGAUUUUCUCCUAUUUGUGACCUGCUUUAGGAACUCAACGGGUCAGGCAGCAUCUGUGGAGGGAAACGGGCAGUCUGCAUUUCAGAUUGAGAUCCUUCAUCGGGACUGGAAGGGUAGAGAGGGGAAAUGGCCAACACAAGGGGGUGAGGGGGAAGCAGUGGUGGGGUGAGGGCUGGCAAGUGAUUGCUGGAUGCAGGUGAGAAGGGAUGAUAGGCAGAUGGAGGAGAGAAGAGUGGAAAUAGUGACCGAGACUGGGAGGUGACAGGUGGAAGCAAAGAAUGGCCACAGGUAACGGAAUCCGACAGGAAAGGAAGGUAAAGCAUGGGAUCAAAUAAAGGAGGUGUGGUAAGCAGCUGGAAAGACUAGGAGCUGAUGACCCUGUGGGAGGGUGAU
Messenger RNA from Mobula hypostoma (lesser devil ray), 3498 nucleotides. It is a transcript of the gene fam20a, whose product is annotated as FAM20A golgi associated secretory pathway pseudokinase. The coding region runs from base 306 to 1928 and encodes 540 amino acids. Lineage: Eukaryota; Metazoa; Chordata; Chondrichthyes; Myliobatiformes; Myliobatidae. Gene Ontology annotation, molecular function: protein serine/threonine kinase activator activity. Gene Ontology annotation, biological process: enamel mineralization. The record is from RefSeq and is a predicted model, not a curated record. Gene Ontology annotation, cellular component: Golgi apparatus. The transcript has 11 exons.